Debaryomyces fabryi is the source of this 1167-nucleotide messenger RNA. It is a transcript of the gene MVD, whose product is annotated as diphosphomevalonate decarboxylase. Gene Ontology annotation, biological process: isopentenyl diphosphate biosynthetic process, mevalonate pathway; isoprenoid biosynthetic process. Gene Ontology annotation, molecular function: diphosphomevalonate decarboxylase activity; ATP binding. The record is from RefSeq and is a predicted model, not a curated record. NCBI's taxonomy places the organism in Eukaryota, Fungi, Ascomycota, Pichiomycetes, Serinales, Debaryomycetaceae. The coding region runs from base 1 to 1167 and encodes 388 amino acids. The transcript is spliced from 2 exons. Gene Ontology annotation, cellular component: cytosol.
AUGACCGUCUACACUGCAUCGGCCACGGCACCUGUAAACAUUGCUACAUUAAAGUAUUGGGGAAAGAGAGAUAAGUCUUUGAAUUUACCAACUAAUUCAUCAAUUUCUGUCACCUUAUCACAAAAUGAUUUAAGAACAUUGACAUCUGUUGCAGCUUCAGAAGAUUUCAAGGAAGAUAAGUUAUGGUUAAAUGGGAAAUUAGAAUCUUUAGAAUCAGAAAGAACCAAAGCUUGUUUAGCCGACUUAAGAUCCUUGAGACAAGAAUUGGAAUCCAAAGAUUCAUCUAUACCCAAAUUAAGUCAGUUUGGCUUACACAUUGUUUCAGAGAACAACUUUCCCACCGCAGCAGGAUUAGCUUCCUCGGCAGCAGGUUUCGCCGCAUUGGUUGUUUCUAUUGCAAAAUUGUAUCAAUUACCACAAAAUAUGUCCGAGAUCUCUAAAAUUGCAAGAAAGGGAUCAGGUUCAGCAUGCCGUUCACUUUUUGGUGGGUAUGUCGCCUGGGAAAUGGGCCAAGAAACAAACGGAGAAGAUUCGAAGGCAGUAGAAGUUGCACCAUUGAGCCACUGGCCAAACAUGAAGGCUGCGAUUUUAGUCGUCAGUGAUGAUAAGAAGGAUACCCCUUCCACCUCAGGUAUGCAAACUACAGUUGCUACUUCUGACCUAUUCCAAUGGAGAAUCAAAGAAGUUGUUCCAAAAAGAUUUGAUGAAAUGAAAGAGUCUAUUUUACGUAAAGAUUUUGCUACUUUUGGUGAUUUAACAAUGAAAGAUUCCAAUUCAUUCCAUGCUGUAUGUUUGGAUUCAACUCCUCCAAUUUUUUACUUGAAUGAUACUUCUAAGAAGAUUAUUAAAUUAAUCCACGAAUUAAACAAGAGAGAAGGUAAGAUUAUCGCUGCUUACACAUUUGAUGCUGGCCCAAAUGCUGUCAUCUAUUAUGAACAAGAAAAUGAGCUGAAGGUAUUAGGACUUAUUUACAAAUACUUCAAUAAAGUUAAUGGUUGGGAAAAGCUUGAUACUAAAACCUUAGAUACCUCUUCGGAUAUUCAAGCAGAUCCUGAAUUAUAUAAGGGUGUUUCUAAAAUUAUUUUAACUGAAGUGGGCCAAGGCCCUCAAGAUUCUACAGAAAGCUUGAUUAAUGAUAAAGGGUUACCAAAAGCUGUAGCUAAUUAG